Molecule: messenger RNA, 1203 nt
Organism: Cornus florida
Lineage: Eukaryota; Viridiplantae; Streptophyta; Magnoliopsida; Cornales; Cornaceae
Product: F-box protein At3g07870-like
Exons: 1
Coding region: 1-1203 (400 amino acids)
Molecular function (GO): protein binding
Source: RefSeq, a predicted model, not a curated record
AUGGAAAAGUAUAAAAGAUGCAGAAGAAGUGCUUUGGCAACAACCCUUUCAAGCAAAGCAGUAGCAGAAAACACAAAUCAAGGGCAAGAAACACUUUCACACUCUGGAGUUUCCGUAAUAGAUCUUCCUUCCUCCAUCGUUGUGGACAUUCUUUCCAGGCUCCCAACCAGAACCCUCUUACAAAGCAGGUGUGUUUGCAAAACCUGGUACAAUUUACUCUUAGACCCUUAUUUCAAUAAUGCUCGCCUUGCAAAAAUGUCCUUCCUCAGUAUUAUCAUGCUUUUUAUGGACUGUCAUUUCGACUUGAUUGAUCUUGAACAUCAAAGUAACUACAUUGAUCAGCGUAUGUGUUUCCGAAAUACAAACACAUCCUACCCCGAGCUAGAAUUAGUGGGUUGUUGUAAUGGUUUGCUCUGUUUCUCGAAUGGCUAUCCUAAUGACAGUUUUUACAUUAGCAACCCAAUUUUGGGAGAAUAUGUUGCCCUUCCUAAACCCAAACCACAGGAAAAACUUGAUUUUGUGGCGUAUGGGUUCGGAUUUAGUUCUGCCACCAACCAGUACAAAGUUGUAAGAAUUGUGCGUAAAACGGGUCGAAAAUCGGAGACUGAGGUUUGUACUCUUGGAACUGGUACAUGGAAAAAUGUGGGAGAUGGUAUAUUCCCACUUCGGGGAAAAAGGUGUGGAGUUAUUCUAAAUGGGGCUCUUCAUUGGAUUGUAGGCUUUAUAGUUGAUCAUAAAAUUUCUUAUUCUAUAUAUUCCUUUGAUAUUGAGGAUGAACAAUUCCGCCCAAUUCCACUACCUCUAGAUAUUGGGAAUGAAAAAGAUUUGAUCAGUUUGGGAGUGUUGGGGAACUGUCUCUGUGUAUUUGAUAAUAGGGGGAGCCAUUCUCUUGGUAUAUGGUCGAUGAAAGAUUAUGGAGUUGCUACGUCUUGGACUAAAGAUUCCAUUUUGAGAAACACACUUCCGCGUGGGCUGCUUCGUGAGACACUUUACCCGAUCACGGUUUGGAAAGACGGAGAGAUGUUGGUGUCAUGUGAUGGUGCUAUGGUUUCUUAUAAUCCGAAAGAAAGGAGGUUUACUCAAGUCAAGGUUGAUGCGUCCAGGUUCACACCAGUUACUUACAUCCCGAACUUUCUUUCACUCAAGAAUGUUGCGAUGGCAGAAUGUUUGAGGGUUUUGAAAGUCGAUACCGAAUUUUAUUAG